GUUUGACACAUAUCAAGUAUGGAGGUGUGUGUAUGUGAAAAAUGCAAUGUUGAUGCAGGGACUGAAUAGACACACACACACACACAUACACACACACCGAGAGAAGAAACGGGGUCAACGGCGGAAAAGGAGGACACCUCUAAGUCGACAAUCGCCCCACGGUGACUCUCAUGACUCUCCGGGGUGGGUCCAACCCCCAAAAUCCGUCAUCCUAUUAUGAACUGCGAGAGAUCGGCUCAGGUCCAGAGUCCUCUUGCAGCUGCUUAGAGGAGCGAGGGUAGGACCAAGACAUCGGAGUUAGAGUCAAAUGAGGGUGGCCCGUCCGCUUUGUCCUGCGUUUCUCGGGCCCGGUGUCUGGCAGGCAGUGGUGCACAGUGCGUAAAUGCGUUCCGAGUAGAGACAGGCCUCCAAGGAGCACUUCAAUGUUGAUAUUCAGUCUUUGUCAGACAUCGUGGUAGUGCAUCGCGUUUUUUCAUAGCUCCGCUGAGCGGAUGGAGUGAAUUGUGCAAAAGGGGACUGAGACAGACCGCAGUUUGGUUGCGUGUGAUGAUAGGAGACACAAUGACGCUCUUGUCUCUUCUGGGUCGGAUCAUGCGUUAUUUUCUCCUCAGGCCGGAGACAUUGUUUCUGCUGUGCAUCAGUCUGGCGCUGUGGAGUUAUUUCUUCCACACAGACGAGGUGAAAACCAUCGUCAAGUCUAGUCGGGAUGCCGUGAAGAUGGUGAAGGGGAAAGUGGCGGAGAUGAUGCAGAACGACCGGCUGGGAGGCCUCAGUGUUCUGGACGCAGAGUUCUCCAAGACCUGGGAGUUCAAGAAUAACAACGUAGCAGUGUACUCCAUACAGGGGAGACGAGAUCACAUGGAGGACCGCUUCGAGGUGCUCACCGACAUCACCAACAAGACCCACCCGUCCAUAUUCGGGAUAUUUGACGGUCACGGUGGAGAGGCUGCAGCUGACUACGUGAAAGGCCACCUGCCAGAGUCCCUGAAACAGCAGCUGCAGGCCUUUGAGAGAGAGAAGAGAGAGAGCUCUCUCUCUUAUGCCAGCAUCCUUGAGCAGCGCAUCCUGACUGUGGAUCGUGACAUGCUGGACAAGCUCUCUGCCAACCAUGAUGAAGCAGGAACAACCUGUCUUGUAGCCCUGCUGUCAGACAGAGAGCUCACAGUGGCCAACGUUGGAGACUCGCGUGGUGUGUUGUGUGACAAAGAUGGGAACGCUGUUGCACUAUCACAUGACCACAAACCAUAUCAGCUCAAAGAGCGCAAGAGGAUCAAGAGAGCAGGAGGCUUCAUCAGUUUUAAUGGAUCCUGGAGAGUCCAGGGAAUUCUGGCGAUGUCCCGAUCUCUUGGGGACUACCCAUUAAAGAACCUCAACGUAGUCAUCCCAGAUCCUGAUAUCAUGACCUUUGACCUGGACAAACUGCAGCCAGAGUUCAUGAUCCUGGCUUCUGAUGGCCUGUGGGACGCCUUCAGUAACGAAGAGGCUGUCCGGUUUGUUCGCGAGCGUCUGGAUGAGCCUCACUUCGGUGCCAAGAGCAUUGUCCUCCAGUCUUUCUACCGCGGUUGCCCAGAUAACAUCACAGUCAUGGUGGUGAAGUUCAAAAGUGGGGCCGGGGGGAGUAGCAAAGCAGGGGAGUAAGUCAAGUUUAGAGGACCGAUUGUCAUCAGUGUUUUCUGUGAUCUUCCCUGGUUCUGGAUUGAGCAGCAAGCAUGAUAUCACAGGAGAACUGAGACAAGAUGAAGACUGGACACUGAGAACUGUAUUUUGGACAAGUGCACACACACAUACACACACAAAAUUACAGACAGACCAACAUACGCAAAUUUUGUAUGCAAACAUACAAAAUGAGGUUUUGUUUAGUUUGUAGAUGUUUGAGUGUGACAAGGGCAUUUAAACACAAUACAGAUCCCAUAACCAUCUGCUAACAGAAUGAAGAAUACAUUCAAAUAUGGAAGUACACGCGUACUAAACAGACACCAAACAGGAUCUCUCUUAACCAGCACACAUUAGACUGUGAUUGAUUAACUACUGUUUACUGUACAUGCACACGAAUGGUACAGCUUCACUGGAGGCUUCUUCAGAGGAGGCUACAACUAGUGCCUAAUCGAGGAUUACUGUGCAGCUACAGGAAACUAAAGAAAAAGAAUCUGCGAAACAUCACCCUGCUUGCUGCAUUUUGAUCAUGCUCUCAAAUACUGUACGUCUGUUACAUUGUUGAAAGAAAAUAGUCAAACUCAGAAAAAAAAUUCCAGGGGAUUCAUACCUUUAUUUAAGUUUAAUGCUACAACAAAAAUCCAGUGUUUGUGUAUCACUCACUCACAUUUUGUAGACUUAAAGCUUAAAACAGAUUCUAAAAGUGAACUAUUUCAGAGAAAAAGUGUUAAACAAAUUUAUUGAAACUUCUUAAACUCCUCCUACAGAGUAAUGAUGCUUAUUGGCCAGCAAUCAUGAAAGACGGAAUAUGAAUUAAUGGAAUAAGACAUUUAUAUUUACAAGCUUUUUUUAAAUUAAUUUUGGGUUGAUUGAAGUUUAAUUAUAAAUCCACUCUUUAAAAAGAAUAGACAUUUUUUAAUUGGCAAAUUUUAUAAUGCAUCAUUUUAAUUCACAUUUAAUACAGUACAUCAAUUUAAAAUAUAUAUUUUCAUUACAAUUAGGUGCAUCAUUUUUACGGUGGCACACUACAGGCUCCAUACAUAACUUACAUUACUUCACUCUUCAUUUGUAUGCUCAGUAUAUUCCUAACUUAUUUUUGCCAAAAUAUGACUAAAGAAGUUUCUGCAGCCUUUAAAAUGUACGACUUCCAUUGGUUUGUUCACAUUUCGUCAAAAGGAUAACUGUCUUUCUUAAGCAUGACUUAUCACAGCCAAUUAGUUAGGGAUUCAAAACAAUGAAUGACCAGUAGGUGUGUUCUCAGGCUCAGGUUGGAGAUGUUUCUUUAGAUAAAUAGUCCUUGUUAUGAUUCCAAGCUGACCACAGCCACUGUUUCCUGUAAAGGAUGAAACUCAUUUUCACAGCCACCUUUACAGGUGGCGAGUGAUACUCAAAAGAUAGAUUUUAGGUGGAGUAUUUUUCCAAACAUACCACACAAACACAGACAAAUACACAGUUCUGAAAUGAAUGCACUUUUCAGAUGUUUCUUUUUUUGGGGAGGGGUGGGGGGGGGGGGGGGGGGGGUGCUAAAUUCUUACAUAUCAGCCUAUGUAAACACUGUAUAUCCUCAAUAAUGCAAGAGUUUUAAUGUAUAUAAAACCUGACUUAGUUCCAGGCAUUCACUUCUUGGUAAUGCAAUUUCAUGGAGCAAAUGUGAGGUCUUCUGUUGAAGUGGUUUUACACCAUCUGUAUCAGGGCAUGUGCUUUGGCUUAUCCGAGUUCAUGAACAAAGUACAUACUGACACUAGUGGCUGCCUUUGAACUGGGAAGCACACUAAACAGGACUGCUGACAUGAGAAACAGACUAAGAGAUGACACAUCAUGUACUGUACUGUAAAGCUGCAACUGUAAUGCUAGUAAUAUGAUAUGCUCCUGAAGCAAUACAACUGGUGUCAUUAACCGCAACAAUUUGUCAAGGAAAGUUACAGUAAACCAUACUUGAUUUACUGCUGUUUUAAGUUCACUUAGUUUUUACCACUGUGUUUCAUGACUUUUGCAUCAGAUCAGAGGAGUAACAAGCCUUUUUUUUUAAUUUAACAGUUUACCUAAUGCCUUAUUUAUUGAGUUUUGGGAGGCGUCUGGCAGAUUGCCAAAUCUGUAUACUUUAUAUUACUUUUAUGUCCUUCUGUAAAUGAGCAGAAGUUUACAAUAAAAUAGAUAUCCAUUGCUUUAAUUUGAGAGGCCUGUCCAUGAUUCACUAUGUUUGAGCUGAUGCCCAGUGUUAAAAAAAAAAACACAACAAAACUGUAAAAAUCUUCUGUAUGUAAACUAUC
Scomber scombrus (Atlantic mackerel) is the source of this 3923-nucleotide messenger RNA. RefSeq names its product protein phosphatase, Mg2+/Mn2+ dependent, 1La (gene ppm1la). Bases 547 to 1638 code for a protein of 363 amino acids. Lineage: Eukaryota; Metazoa; Chordata; Actinopteri; Scombriformes; Scombridae. Gene Ontology annotation, molecular function: protein serine/threonine phosphatase activity; cation binding. Gene Ontology annotation, biological process: protein dephosphorylation. The transcript has 4 exons. The record is from RefSeq and is a predicted model, not a curated record.